Molecule: messenger RNA, 960 nt
Organism: Camellia sinensis
Lineage: Eukaryota; Viridiplantae; Streptophyta; Magnoliopsida; Ericales; Theaceae
Product: protein GLUTAMINE DUMPER 2
Biological process (GO): regulation of amino acid export
Source: RefSeq, a predicted model, not a curated record
CACAUACACACUCUCUUGCUUUCCGUUGUUAUAAAUGCAUCUACUCAUCACUCUGUUUUCAAGCCUUAACAAAAAUUUUCAAGCCUCAUUUGCUCCCUUAAACCUUACAAACAUAGAGAAAGGUAAAAAUAGGAAAAGAGAGAAAUAAGUGUUGGCUCUUUUAACACACCAUCAACAAUGACUACUACAACAACAACAACAAAGGCUACUUUUUCACCACCGGAGACCGCCGUGGUACGGUCGCCGUGGCACUCUCCGCUGCCGUACCUGUUCGGGGGCCUGGCGGCGAUGCUAGGUUUGAUAACCUUCGCUCUCAUAAUCCUUGCUUGCUCUUAUUGGAAACACACUGGUCGUUCUGAGAAUGGUGAAGAAGAAGGUAGUGGUGACACUGAUCUCGAAAAAGCAGGGGAUUCAGGCAAGGUUUUGCCAGUGUUUGAAGAGAAGAUAUUUGUGAUAAUGGCUGGUAAUUUGAAGCCUACCUUUCUUGCCACACCCAUGUCUUCUUCUUCUUCUUCUUCUUCUUCUUCUUCUUCUUCUUGUAGCAGAGCUUCUUUAUUUGGUGUUGAUGUUAAAACUAAGAAAGAGGAGAGAGAUGAAGCUCAAGUUAUUGCGAAGCCAAAACAAGAGAUGGGUCAUGAUGAUCACACAGAAACAGCAACAACAACUAUACAUGGUGCGACAGAGUCUCAAGAAAAUCCAGAGAACCAGGUUUAGAACCCAGUGAAGUGCAGUUUAUUAAGCUGAAAUCAAUUUUGAGAGAGAAAGAGAGAGAGGAAAGAGAGAGAUUUCUCUUUGGUCCUUAGAUUUUGUCUUGGUUGUGUUUUUGGUGUAGGAAUGGGUUUUUGAUGUAGAGUGUCCAGGAAAUGUAAAUUUUGAUGAGAUGAAAAUCAUGAAAAGAGAAGAAGAGGAGAGUUUUUUUCUCCUACUAAUUUGCUAUUCAAAAAACCAUCUGUUCUUUAA